Molecule: messenger RNA, 1428 nt
Organism: Penicillium hordei
Lineage: Eukaryota; Fungi; Ascomycota; Eurotiomycetes; Eurotiales; Aspergillaceae
Product: F-box protein
Exons: 1
Coding region: 1-1428 (475 amino acids)
Molecular function (GO): protein binding
Source: RefSeq, a predicted model, not a curated record
AUGAUAGCUCUUCCUACCGACAUUAUCCUCAUGAUAGUAGAUACCAUCGACGAGUUCAAGGAUCGUCGUAAGCUCUUGCAGGUCUGUCGCAGCUGGAGAAGCCUGUUGCUUGCCAAGGUCUACUCAAAAGUUACGCUUGGCAAUGAUGAAAGCCUAGUCCCUCUGGCAUAUGCCGCUCGCCUUAACCGGUCGAUAGGAGCUAGUGUCCGAGAACUGAGAAUUACAGACCUCUGCGGUAAAGCUGACAAGAAUGGCAUCUAUGAUCCUGAACUCUUCCGAGAACUUAUCAAACCCUUCACGGCGACCCCUGAAGAUAUCUCAGAAUGGGAAGGUGCCUUAGAAGGUGGAGAUGAACAAUUGUGGCUUGUUCUAGUUUUGGUAUCUCUCAAGAAUCUCCGAUAUCUUGAGAUGCGUCACUAUUCGUAUGCCUGGGAUCUUACAUUACGAUCUCUCGCGCAAUUAGCGUGUAAUUCAGUCCGUGUUUGGGGUUAUGCACCUUUAUCGCAUCUCGAAGAGGUCACCAUUAUGUCGGAGACAGUCUAUCAAAACUUUCCAGCCAUACGAUUUGCUCCGUUUUUUAAAUUACCGGCUAUGAGAGUGUUCCGUGCUGCUGGGGUCCACGAGGAACAUGAAGGGAAGUAUGCUGAGUUUCCGAUUCCUCUGAAUCUGGAGCAUAAAUCCUCUCAAGUCAGGGAGAUUAUUCUGGACCAUUCAAACUGCAGACGUGGAAUGAUCGAGUAUAUCUCAUCGUGUGCCAAUCUGGAAUACUUCGAGUAUCAGCACUCCAACGCUGCUAAUCACGGGGAUGUGUGGCUAGAUUUUCGGCCGAGGCGAUUUCACGCCGCGUUGUUUACCCAGAAACAUAGUCUGCGUGUGCUGCGCCUGAACGACUGCGGCAUUACAAGAGGGGUAGACGACAUUGGCAUGGAAGAUGAGGGUAUUUACUCGGGGGACGAUGUGGAAAUUGAUCCUUGGUUCGGCAGCCUGGUCGAUUUCACGGAGCUACGAGAACUGCGCAUACCCGUGCGUAAUCUCUUGGAUUUAGACAACAGACACCGUGGCCUGGGCUCCUCCUUGGAUGAAAUUCUCCCGUGCGGCUUGGAAUAUCUCUGUCUGGCUAAGACUGACCAUGCCGAGUUUGAUACUGUCGAGCCUCAGCUGCGCAGACUACUUGCUCUCCGGGGUAAAUGCUUUCCUGCCUUGCGAAAGCUGGUGAUUCAGCUUUACCAGAUGGAGUUAAUUCCGGGAAAAGAGCUUAGCAGUGCUAAGAACGAGGGUAAUUGUCGGAUUCCACUCAGCACGAAGGGCGUAUUCGAGGAAGUAAGGAGAGUGUGUGUGACAGAGGGUGUUGAGUUCCUCUUUGCCUAUGAUGGGGAAUAUCAAGUACUGGCUGAUGGCAAACUGGUUUGUGACACCGACGGAGCUUAG